AUGUAUUUCUAUUAAUUAAUUUAAAUGCAAAUAAAAGUAUUAAAUGCAAUUUUUUCAACAGCACCCGCCCCCCCAGCAAGUCCAACAAAUAGGACGACUUAAAAGUGGAGCUCCUGGCAACUGUUGCGUUUUUGCCGUCAACAACGGGCUGCCUUCUUUGUCUCUUCGGAUGUUUUCCUCAUACAGUAGCAAACUCAGACAACAAAAGAAGAUCCCACCUCACAUGCAUCGUGCAACACAGGUCGUACCAUAAGACGGUAUCAUUAAUAUGUCUGUUACUAUUUGAACUCUUGUCACUUUUUUCUCCCGCAUAAACGAAAUCACGCGAAGUCAGAAGCUGAACUCAGUUGUUAACAAUGGUUCAAGUAUAAACUAGAAAAAUAGAUUAGAAACAAUCUGAUAUCUUAAACGUUUCCACCUGUAAAACUUAGUAACAAAAUAUUGGAGGCCUUUGAAAAUCUGGCAGAUUAAUGAGACGUUUCAGAUGCUUAUGGCUGCUUUUGGUAAUGAGGAAAGCUGGGACCCUUAUGAAACGACUCAGAGACGUGAGUUUGUCUACAGACCUAAUACACCAAUAAUUGCUUUACGCCCCAUGACAUCAACGAUUCACAGAGGCUCACACUGGGCAACUGCCCUCACUGGUUCCACUGCAUACAGUGAAGACUUCUGCUGGAAAUCAGCAUCUAAGCCUACCUGUAUGCUCCCUGGAACUGCUUCUGGUAACAGAAGAAACAACCCACAUCCCAAUCAAGAUUUCAUGGUUUGGAGGCUGCCAAGGGGAUUUCUGCAGAGCUCAGCAGAUGGCAGGUCUCCAUGGAGGAAUCCGCUAUCUGAACAGGAAAUCAGAAAUGCCUUAUCUGCCCAAUAUCGUUCCACUUACCAGGCGGACUAUUUGGGUAUACCUUCAGGGUUUCAGAUGAAAUAUGCAGUUUCAGGUUCUAAUAGCCGGAGACGAGACGUUCCUUACUGUCUUCACACGGAAAUGAGGGACAGUUACCGGCAGCCACAAGAGAUGCCUGAGCUUAAAAACAACACCUCCCGCUAUGGGUGUAACCCACUUCACAAAGUGUGCUCAAAAGGCAUAGUACCUACUGUGGUUCGGGCUCAUAUUCGCAAUCAAGGGAACAGUAAACAACUCAACACCUACGACGUGCACUUCGGGGGAAAAACAGAGGACAUUUAUGCUGUACUGAACUCUCUUGAGCCCAAGGAGCUGCAGAAAUUCUCUAAUCAUGUGCCAGAGGAAGGUAAAACCGAGCUAAAGCCACAUUGCGCUCAUAUUUUACUGCCUAACAGCCCUGUACACCAUGUCAUGCACUCAGAGAUAAAUGUUGACCUUGACCAGCGCCUGCUUUUUUGCAGACAGGAAGAUCUCGCAGGCUAUUCUGCAAAGGGAUGCUUCUAACCGUCCAGUGAAAAUGCUAAAGACACCUCUCGUCCUUUCUCAGGGCCCCUGUAGGCUUGAUAGGUUAUCCAGGUGGCCUGGACCUCAGUAAACAGCAUCUGUUCAGGGAAUCAAAGUCCAGUUGAUGUUGCAGCACAAUCCAGAAUGAUUUUUUAAAAUGUAUCAGAUAUGCCUGCUUGUGCAUGUUUGUGUGUUUAAACCUGGCAUUUUUGAAACACUACUACAACAUACUGAAAAAUAAAUCCUGCCCCUCCAAAGUAAUGAAACUCUGCUGUAUUUCUUUGAGUAGUUAUACUAAUUCACAGUAGCUUAUUGGCUUCAGACCACCAACAACCUUUAAAUGAAUGAAGGCCCACAGGACGAUCAGUUAUCAAGGAACCAGUUAAAUAAUAUCUGUUCUGCUUCGCAAACCUAGGUUUUUAAUGCCUAACAGUUAUGAC
This is a messenger RNA of Paramormyrops kingsleyae, 1845 nucleotides long. RefSeq names its product testis expressed 26 (gene tex26). Gene Ontology annotation, cellular component: cytoplasm. The record is from RefSeq and is a predicted model, not a curated record. NCBI's taxonomy places the organism in Eukaryota, Metazoa, Chordata, Actinopteri, Osteoglossiformes, Mormyridae.